AUAUUUAUGUGUUCAAAUAAAUAAGGUAUAAAAAUCUGUGUCUAUCAAUCGUCUAUAACAAAUAAUCUAAUUGUUGUAACGGUGGAAUAUUAUACGACAAAUAGUUUGGACGGAUUCAGUCUGAACAAAUAAUCAAUAGUCAUAAAGAUGGAACUAAUGUCAUGCUAUUGAUAUCAGUGAUACGAUCUAAGUUUGGAGGUGAUUUUGAAAUCGUUCAGUAAAGCACACUAACUAUCAAUCUAGGAACCGUAUGAAAUAUCUCAAUUUCGUCCCUAACGAAAAUGAUCUGUACUCAUGUGCACGGGUUCUUGUACUGAACAUUUGGACUUGAAAACUUUCAGUACAGCUAAUCAGUAAUUUUAAGACAUUAAAGCGUCGAAAAUAUUCAAGGGUGGAUUCGUGAAAAUUUGUAGUUCCAAUCUUUUAGCAAGUAUUCAAAUUAUUCAUUGAAUUUACGCUCGUUUCAAUUUUCGUUUGAUUGUUUGUCAAUGUGCACAACGGAAUAAUAUUUUCUGUGUACUUCUAUUGUAUGUAAUUAUAUUUAUACGUAUAAAUUCAUCAAAACAAAAGAAUGGAUCAUCCAGAGCCGAUUUCUAAACGUCCUAUAGAAAUUCCACAAUGUCGUAAAGGUUUCAAUUUAGAUGAAGCAAAAAACUUUAUCGAUCAAAUUAUGGAAGUAUUUCGUAGUUUAGAUGAUAUGACAGAUCUACGUUCAAUGUAUGAAACUGGUAAACAACUAAGUCGAUCAUAUUUUGAUUGUCAUACGUAUCGUUUAGAAUUAGCUCAGUAUUUAACUAAUUGUGAUUAUCCUGCCUUUGCGUCGAAAAUGAUGAAAAAAUUGAAUAAUAUGGGUGUGUUCAAGAAUGAUGAUAUUUGGUUCUCUUCAUUUUAUUUCUAUAAUACAACAUGGAAUUUUUCUGAUAUUUGGCCGGAAUUUGCCACUGCUUUAGCAAUUGCUGGUCUACCAAAUCUACUUAAUUUAAAUAUUGGACAUCAACCAUAUUUAGAGAAUUUAAGUAGUAAAAAUGUAUAUUAUUUAAUUAAAGCUAGUUUAUCUAUCAUACAUAAUAUAGCUCGUGUUCCAGGUAAUACACAUUAUUUUGCAUCUGAAUCAGUUCGACAAGCUUUAUUACAUUUAGCUCAACGUGAAGAAGAAUUUCUACGCUGUGUUUCCACACUUUGUUUAGCGCACAUUAUUACUGAGUCAGAAAUUCAUUUAAUUACUGACAUAUCAAAUGGUGGUAUUGAUUUGUUAAGAAUUUUAUUUGGCUAUGUCACAUCAGCUCGUGUUUCUGAGAAACGAAGAUGUCAUGGAUUCCAAGUGCUUGAAUUGUUAUCCUCUGUUGCCGCUUUAUCUGUUCUUGAUCCCGUCAAGGCGAAUUUAUUGUCAUCACCUGUUAAUGUGAAUUUGAUUGCUGGUACAAAUAAUAAUCAAAGCACAGAGCAUAGUAUGACAUGUCUAAGUUUACUGAAAGAAUUAAUUGAAACUGCAUUACUUCCUAAUUCUAGUCCUGUUUCUGUUAGAGAAGCAGAAGAAGCAGUUCGUAUCUUAUGGAAUACAGUUUUUGAUUCAUCCAUUUGCACAGGAGUUUUACAGAUACAAUUAACAAGUUGGUUAAGUGACACUAUGGCAAAUCAUGCAGUUGCUUUACAAACUUAUAAAUCUCUUUCACGUGCAAUCGAAUCUAUUAAUUGGCAAUUGAACACUUGUAUUUCGAAAAAUUCUAAAAAUGAACCUACAGAGUGUGGUCCUGUAUUAUUAUGUUUCUCACCGUCUAACCGUAUUGCUGUUAACCGAGUGGCUGAUCGUUUAAGAGAUGCUGGGAUUAUGCUUAACAGUAUUCCUUUUGGUCCCGAAGUAAUACCAUCAGUAGAUGCUUCAGCAACUGGACUUACUAUGUGUGCGGCUAAUGCUACAAAUCAUGCUCAGUGGGUUGAAUCUAUUGAACAGGCCUCAGUUAUGAUCGCAUUUUUAAGUGAUUCAUUUCGCUUAAGUCCUGGUUGUCGAUGGGAAGUGGAACAUUUUUCUAGUUUUGAUACAAACUUAUACUCAAAACCUAUUAUUCCUGUUAUACUACAACCAAAAUUUAAGUUGACUGGCUGGCUGAAUCGUCUCAUUUCUCAACAUCCUAUUGAUUUCAAUGGUAAACGGGAUCCAGAAGCAAGCUAUGAUGCUUUAAUUAGCCAGGUAAAAGAAUUUUAUGGAGAGGCAAAGAAGCGUGCGGAGGCUGCUGCCUUAGUUGCAGCACAACAUCAGUUAUCCAUUGAUGCCAAAAAACACUUAACAACUUCAGGCGAUACUGGAUUCCCCGGGAUACCCAAUUCAGAUGUAACGUUGAAUCACGUCAAUGCAAGCCCCGCAGUUAGUAGUCGGGGUUCUCUGGGUCCGUCUCCAGGCAUUAAACGUGAAGAUCCAAUUCAUCUAAGUAAUCAGAUAGGAUUACAGAAGAUUUGCAAUCAAAACAUGAUUCCUGUGCAAUCGAAUAUUACAUCCCGACCUUUGGCGACUAAUGCCUGGCGUCAUGCUAUUCGUCCUUCAGUUCGUAAUUGGUCAACCUGCAAGGUUGCUUCAUGGUUGAAAUUUCGCGGAUUGGGUCAUGUACCUUCUCAAAUAGCUGGUGGCAUAGAUGGUGUUUUAUUGUCCCAGUUAGCUGGUUUACGCAUUUGGGCUCCCGAAUACUUCACUCACUGUUUACGAUCUGAACUAGGUCUUGGUUUUGCUGAUUCUCUACGCUUCUUAGAAGCGUUAGACGAGCUUGCUCCGGAGGAUAGUGAUGGCCAUGAUGUUGAAGAUGUUGAUGAUUGUGUAGAUGGACGUCCGCAUUUGGGAAAUCAUGAUGGGGCAUCGUCUAGAGCAUAGUAGUUUGUUUGUUUAAUUGCAGACUACCUUGUCUGUUACAACACAACGUUGGAGUUGUAGUAAAGCUUUUUCAGUCUACCUGUAUCAAUGAACUAUGCAUUAAUUGAAUUUUUCCAGUUUAGCUGCUUUCAUUGUUACAGUUACUUUAGACGUAAUGAAACGGCUUAAUUGACGCUAUUUUAUUUUUUAAAUCUCACUUCACCUGUUCAUAAAUGUACCAUUGUUAUAAUAGAUAUUUCAAUAGCACUCACUGUUUUCUAAAAAAAAAUAACAUUUUUUUCAGAACUUAGCUCAUUCAAGAUCUGUUAUUUUAAAUUGUAGCUGAAGUAAACUUCAGAUUAAUUUCACUCAGUUAACAUUUUGUUCCAUUGUUGUAUCCUUUUUUCACUCGAACAUUCUGCUAUCAUUUUUUUCUCUCUGUUUUUUUUCUAUUUCUCUGAUCAGUUUGAUUUUGAUUUUAUAGUAAUGUAAAACUUGAACAGAUUACACAUUCAUUCAUGAUAUAUUGUAGUCAUUCCUUUUUAUUGGUAUGAAAUGAUCAAUUUGUAUUACAUUUUCUGCUGUAUUAUUUACCAUGUUUGUAUUGUGUUGUUUGAUUUUACUUUUUCCAUUUUUGUCAAAUAUAAUGUAUGACUAUAUCAUCAGUUAAUAGAUUUUUGCUCCGUUCACUUGUAAUCUGGGACUUGUGUAUAAUUUUACUGUAAAUUAAUGAAAUCUAAUUAUCAUAAUGUCAUAAGUCUAUGAGUACGGCUUUUCUAUUAGUAUAUGGUCGCAAAUUAGUGGAUUUCUCUCUCAUACACACAUACAUUAUAAUUGCAUUUGAUUAGUUGGAAAAAGCCAAGAGUAAAUUUUUCCGUUUUUUUUCUCUAUUCAAUCUUCAUUUCGUUUUUCUUUCAUAUGUGUAUACUUUGUACUCGUUUGUAAAAUGUGUUUAUUAUUACUAUUUUUCCACGUUACAUUGUACUGAUGGUUUUUUGUAUGGUUCGUUGACUUCUUUUCGAUCAUAUAUUGUUUUAUUAUUUAUUAUAAUUAAAUAACAAUAGAAUUGUUUAAUUGUAGCUAGUUAAUUGAAAAUAACCAAACAACUUCCCCCUAAUAUUGUUAAUGCUACUUAUUAUGGUAAUAAUACCCUACCUCUCUACGAAUAUAUAUACAUAUAACAGAAAAAUCAAAAUUAGUUGUAACUUCUUUGAAAUUAUUAAUAAUUACAAAUUUUUAGACGUUAAUAAUAAGCAGUUUGAUUAUCGUAUAAAUUUCUAAAUUAUUAUUGUACGAUACAAUUAAAAGAGAGAAAAAAAAGAAGGAUGACAAAUGAACUGAUGGACAAGAAUUAAAUAGAUACAUCUUUAUACUGAAUGAUAAUUUUGAAAAUUAUUAUACACUGUUAUUCUUUUCUUUGAGAAAACAUUGACAGAUACCAGUUUCCUUAUUAUAAUAUGGAUAUUUUAUGUGUAUGUGUGUAGUAUUUGUAGAUUCAUUCAUUUUUUAAAUAAAUAUAUAUAUAUAUAGGACAUUUUUCUCGGACCUUUUUCUCUGUUUCUCCAAUGUAUUAGAAUUUGUCAAUGAUAUUAACUGUAAAAGCAUCAAACAAUUGCAAUAUUAUUAUGUUGAUGUGUUUUAGAUGAACUAAAUUCUUUUUAUUAACAAACUAUAUAUACAUACAAUGAAGAAUGAUAUUUAUUGUUAAAAUAUAUUAAAUUAGAAGGAAGACUUUAUAGCAAAUGAAGUGAAUGCGUAUUAAUGUCAGUAGUAAUGAAUAAUCGUUAUCUAACAUGUGUAUGUGUCUAUAGUUUUCCUUUAACAUUCUUUUUGUUUUCAAAAAAAUAUAAUACUAUACCUUAAAUUACAAAAGUCUUAUGGAUCUUUUGUGCUUGGCUGUCAUAAUCUUCCCAGUUUCUCUGUUCCAAUUGUGUUUAAGUUUUUAUCUUGUUAUUCAAUUUCAAUAUUUAGUGAAAAGAAUUAACGGGUUAACUUUACUGUAGUCCAAUAGUAUAUUAUGCCACCGUGUAUUAGGCAUCGACAAAUAAUUUUAACUGUUCAUUUUUUCCUGUUGUUGAUAUUCACUACUGAAUUUGCAUUAGCCGUUUUUGAUGAAUGUUCAUUCUAAGCCAGUUUUGUUUGAAAGUUUCGGUGUUCAACACGA
Messenger RNA from Schistosoma bovis, 5003 nucleotides. Lineage: Eukaryota; Metazoa; Platyhelminthes; Trematoda; Strigeidida; Schistosomatidae. The record is from the annotation of a GenBank genome assembly.